This is a messenger RNA of Vicugna pacos (alpaca), 4673 nucleotides long. The record is from RefSeq and is a predicted model, not a curated record. NCBI's taxonomy places the organism in Eukaryota, Metazoa, Chordata, Mammalia, Artiodactyla, Camelidae.
UACUGUAUUCUCCUUUAGGGAUAGCCUGAGUGGGAAUCUGAGGAGAAUGCACCUUUAUUUAUUAAUUUUUUAAAACUCAGGUUAAGGAUUUAAAGUUAGGGAUUGAAAAUUUGACUUUACUGUAGGUUCUGUUAUCAGAGUUGAACUGUCCAUCAAAUUCUAAAGCAAGGGUGAGAACCUCUGUUAUGGUCUUCUGUGUCUUUAAGAAUGUUUUCUUCAGGCUUCUGUUGGGCUAGGAGGCCAUUUAGGAUGCUGAAAAGACCAACCCCAUUGUUAAUUAGCAUCACAAAGGGCUAGGUGGAGUGGUUUAGAGCAGGUUUUGCGUUUUGCCUUAUUAAGUGGCGUGGCUCUUAGUUUUGGAGUCAAGGAAUCUAGAAUGAACCACAGGACUUGGCUCCUCCAGGAGCUUGCUAGAGGGAGAAGGGGCAUCAGUGACAUUUUAUGUAAGUAACCACCCUGGGGUGGUGCAGCGAAAUUCUGUAGAACUUUGCCCGUUGUCUACCCCAAGCCACCUGACCCUUCCCCUUCUUUCCUUUCCAAAAAUAUAUAUGAAGUUUAGUAAAUAUAGUGUUGAUUGUAUUAAUGAAUACAUUAAUAAUUUAAAACUUUCCAUUUUUCAUUUAAAACAUUAGAUGAAUGUAAGCUGUUAUGAGUCUCCUCUUCAAUUCAGUUUCAUUGCUUUUUACUUAUUUACAGUCUUCAAAUAAAUUUUUUUGUUUCUUUCCACUGUGGUUUGUGGCUGUCAGGCAGAAAACUUCGGGUGAAAAUUAUCUGAUGAAAAGCUCUGUCCAGCAGAAUUAUAGUUAGUAUGUCUAGACUUAGAAUUUUAAUUUUUGCAGAGCAUGAUUGCCCUGGAUGGAUAUAUACAUAUAUAUAUAUGUAUUUUGGCUAAGGUAACAUGCCCAUCCUUCAUUCUUGACCUUUAGUCUUGUUCCUUGAAACUCACCUUAUUGUUGGACACUUAUCUUUGAGGUCGUGAUGUCUCGGGAGACAGAUGUGGAGUGUCAGCAGUCCCAUGGCAGUGCCUCCCCGCAGUCCCAUGCCAGCGGUACCUGCUCUCAGUCCCAAAGCAGCUUCUCGCAGUCCCAUGGUCCCUCCUCACAGACACACGGCUCCUCUUCACAGUCUCAGGGCGUGUCCAGCUCCUCCACCAGCACAGUGCCCACGUCCAGCCAGUCUUCUCACUCCAGCUCGGGCACGCUCAGCUCCUUAGACACAGUGUCCACUCAGGAACUGUGUUCUAUUCCCGAGGACCAAGAACCUGAGGAGCCUGUCCCUGCUCCCUGGGCUCGAUUAUGGGCCCUUCAGGAUGGAUUCUCUAAUCUUGAGUGUGUUAAUGACAACUACUGGUUUGGGAGGGAUAGAAACUGUGAAUACUGCUUUGAUGAGCCCCUGCUGAAAAGAACCGAUAAAUACCGGACUUACAGCAAGAAACACUUUCGGAUCUUCAGAGAAAUGGGUCCUAAAAAUUCUUUCAUCGCAUACAUAGAAGAUCACAGUGGAAAUGGAACCUUUGUAAAUAGAGAGCUUGUAGGGAAAGGAAGACGCCUUCCUCUGAGUAACAAUUCUGAAAUUGCACUUUCAGUGUGGAGUAAUAAAGUUUUUGUAUUUUUUGAUCUGACUGUAGAUGAUCAGUCAGUUUACCCUAAGGAAUUAAGAGAUGAAUACAUCAUGUCAAAAACUCUUGGAAGUGGUGCCUGUGGUGAGGUGAAGCUAGCUUUCGAGAGGAAGACAUGUAAGAAAGUAGCCAUAAAGAUCAUCAGCAAAAGGAAAUUUGCUAUCGGCUCUGAGAGAGAGGCUGAUCCAGCACUCAAUGUUGAAACAGAAAUAGAAAUUUUGAAGAAACUAAAUCAUCCUUGUAUCAUCAAGAUUAAAGACUUUUUUGAUGCUGAAGAUUAUUACAUUGUUUUGGAAUUGAUGGAAGGAGGAGAGCUGUUUGACAGGGUGGUGGGGAAUAAACGCCUGAAAGAAGCUACGUGCAAACUCUAUUUUUACCAGAUGCUCCUGGCUGUCCAGUACCUUCACGAAAAUGGCAUUAUUCAUCGGGACCUAAAGCCAGAGAAUGUUCUACUCUCGUCUCAGAAAGAGGACUGUCUUAUAAAGAUUACUGAUUUUGGGCAGUCUAAGAUUUUGGGGGAGACCUCUCUCAUGAGAACCUUAUGUGGUACCCCCACCUACCUGGCUCCUGAGGUUCUUAAUUCCUUUGGGACUGCUGGAUAUAACCAUGCUGUGGACUGCUGGAGUUUAGGAGUUAUUCUUUUCAUUUGCCUUAGUGGGUAUCCACCUUUCUCUGAACAUAAGACUCAAGUGUCACUGAAGGAUCAGAUCACCAGUGGAAAAUACAACUUCAUUCCUGAAGUCUGGGCGGAGGUUUCAGAGAAGGCUCUGGACCUCGUCAAGAAGUUGUUGGUUGUGGAUCCGAAGGUGCGUUUCACGACAGAAGAAGCUUUAAGACACCCGUGGCUUCAGGAUGAGGACAUGAAGAGAAAAUUUAAGAAUUUGCUUUUUGAAGAAGAUAAGUCAACAGCUCUGCCCCAGGUCCCAGCCCAGUCAUCCACAAGUCGAAAGCGGCUCCACGAAGGGGAAGCAGGGGACGCCGACACCACAAAGCGCCUGGCUGUGUGUGCGGCUGUCUCGUGAAUACUGGUUGGCCACGGAAGAAAUGUGCCUUCUUGAACCGUGCUGUCAUUUUGUUUAAAUCUGCUGUAUAUAUUUUGUAUUUUCAUGAUGGGAACAAUUGCUUUUUCACAAUCAUUGAUACAGAAUUCAGAACCUAAUGGAACCUGGGCUUCAUGCUUCUGCCUGUAGGUCAGCCCUUACAUACCUUCAGUGUGUAUGUCUUUGAAGUUGUUAUAUGCCUUUUGUCUGGUGCUCCACCUUGGCUGUAACCAGGCAGCUUGGUGAGCUGUGUACAGAUUCUAAAGGCCACUCAGAAAGUUGCAGGGAAAAGGGCACAGUGAGUCGCAGUGGGGUUUGUAGAGACUGGCUGCCUCCCUCCUCACUAGAUGGUAGGUACCUUGGUGCAUAUACCACGGGCCAGCUUUAGAGUCACAUUCUCACUCUCAUAGUCCCUGAAACCAAAGGGCCAGAUGAGGUGCAAAAUUUUAAAACUUCUUGAUUUUAGCAAGAGGACCAGGCACAUUGACUAUGUUAUACAUAAUACCCAGCUGAGCCAAACACUUCAAUAUUUCUGCAACAAAUAUCCACAGGAAAAGGACAAGGAAAACUUUAAGUAACCUCUUGUCCCCUCAGGUCAGUCUUUUCUGUCACAUGAGUUAUAGAGGACGCUACAGUUUCAGAGCUGUUCAGAUUUUGGAAAUGCAGAUAAGGCAUGUGAACAUGUCAUGUUGACCCAAUGAUGACUGAGGAUGCCCUGUGUAAAGCCCUUUCCUAGGUUGGUCUUGUCUAGUCCUCAGUGAUUCUAUGUGCAAGGUCCUCUGAUCACCCUCAGGUUAUAGGUGAGGAGCCCAGGCUGAAGGAGUAAAAUGACUUAUCCAUUGUCACCCAGCUAAGAAGUGGCAGAGCUGGGACCUAAACCAGGGCUUUCUGACUCAAAUUCAUGUUCCUCAUCUCCUUAGUCCCAUAUUCAGUCAGACUCAUGGAUGUUGACUCACAUUGACAAAAUUCACAUGAGACUGAUGUCUAAAUCUUGAGUGCCAGUUUGUUCAAUCAGGGUAAGUGGGUACAACCCCAUGUGGAAGUUGGGAACAAAGGAACAAAGGCACAUUCAAAUUACUUCAUGGAAAGGGGGAUUUGUUUCAACAUUACAGAUAGCUGAGGAUGGGAGUCAUCAGGAGUCUAGGCAGAUCCAAUAGCUGUCUCGUCUUUUUCUGACCCACUGAUUUUGCUUCUCUUGUAACUUUGGCUGGUUGACGUGAAGCCACAUUGUAGCUUGCUGACCAUGCCAUGAGUUGAGUGCUUUGGUUCAGAUGCCACUAGUGAGCAGCCAGGGUAGGGUGGGGGCACACAGCUGAUGCCCCAGGCACUGAGGGUGGUGGUUGGCAACUUCCAUUAGAAGGGUGUGCAAGCGAGCAUUCUGAGGCUUGGCUGGUCUGCUGAGGGCUAGAUGGGGAGUUAGGUGGUUUGCAUACUUAAAGGAAUGAGGCUGAGAUUGCCAAGUUAAAUGGGUUUUAGCUCAUUUGAAUAUUUAAUGUGAAGGCUGUGGUUUCUUAGGGCAUUUUUCCCUCUUGGGGCAGAGUCAGCCAGCCCUUCUCUGUUUCCCAAGUACUUCGUAUCAGCUCCCUCUGAUUAUACCUACUGUGGUAGGGUGAAUAAUGGUCUCCAAACAUGUUCCCAGCUUUAUUCCCAGAAUUUAUGAAUAUGUUCCUUUACAUGGCAAAAGGGACUUUGCAGGUGUAAUUAAGUGAAGAAUCAUGAGAUAGGAAGAUUAUCCCAUUUUAUCUAGGUGGCCCAAUGUCAUCACAAUGUUUCUUUUAAGAGGCACAGGAAGAGUCAGAGUCAGAAGAGAUGGAGUGGUGUUCUUUGAAAACAGUGGAAGGGGCCACAAGCCAAGGAAUACAGGCAGCCACUGGAAGCUGACAAAAAGCAAGGCCCCUCAGAGCUCUCUGCAGGAACCAGUCCUUUACGUUACACCUUGACUUUAGCCAAAUGAAACUAAUCUGAUUUCUGACCUGCAGAACUGUAAGAGAAUAAAUAUGUGAUGUUUUAAGCCA